AUGACACAAAUAAAAAUGAGUAACUUUGAGACAGAAAAAACAUCUAAAUCGAAUGAAAAUCAAAGUCUAGAGAAUGAAGCGAACAAGGAAAUUUCACCAUGUUCUUUAAGAAUUGUGAUUCCAAAGUCAAUGAUCCUUUUUAUUUCAGUAAUUACGAUAAUUUCAAUUGUAACCUUGUUAUUUCACGCAAUCCCAAAUAUGCUUGGAAGCCGUAAAUUAUUAUAUGAUUUUAGAGGAAACUCUAUGAGGUUUGACCAUAGAAUUUUGUCAAUUUUAAAGCCAUCAACAGGCGCUGAAUCAAACAGCCUUCGAAAAAAGAACGUUUCAACUUAUAGUUCAGUGAAAUUGGAAUCGCUAAGAAGUGGAGGUUCAGAGUGUAAUCAAUCGCUUGAAUUGACUAGAAAGCUUUCAGAAGCAAAUCUGGAUAAUUUGAAUUCCAACUUACUUACUCAAGAAGGUAAUAUUUCACCUCUUUCAGGUAGUCUCACUCUAAAAAGCUCGAACUUCAGUUUAGACUCUGUUACUCCCACUUCGGGAGUAAGUGAGACAAAUUCCCAGUUGAACUCAACUUAUACAUGCCACAAAUUUGUUUCUGUUAUGAAAAAUAAAUCUUUCAAUAUUACCAAUGAACCAACUCAAAAUUCUGAAUGUAAAACCCACUUUAUUCUUGCAGAGCCACUUCCAGAAAAAUUUAAAAAUUUGGAUUUGGCAGCUGUAAAUGCUUUUAAUCAUUUAAGUGAGGCAUUUCAGUCGGUUAAAAUGAUCGCUGAAAUUCUCAAAAACAAGCCUAAAAAUGAAGGAAUACUAAUUGUUAUGGCUUCGAAUAUGCAUUACGAAUCUAAUUGGAAGUCAGCCCUAGAGAAAAUGUAUGAAGACUGGGAAUAUAACACGUAUGUCUCUCAAAUUAUUCUCACUUCCUGGACAAUAUCAAAAUCAUUUUACGCAGGGCAUCAUUAUACUCCUGCAUUGGAUUUUGGUUUUAUGGUUUUAAAUAUCCCACCAGAGAGCAAAAAUGAAGAGUCCAAAACAAAGUUAAGGCGAUCUCUUGGUGUUGUGAAACAAUUUAUUUCUAAUCUAAGUACGAUAAUUAAUGGAACUAUGUCAGAAAUACUCGCAGGUCCAAACUUUAGUAUUUUGUCAGAGAAUAGAUUGACCAAAGAUUUGUUCACUAAUUGGGACUAUUCUGAGGACUCAUUUAGUUACUUAAGUAAUUAUUUCAAUAAGAAUCAAUCAAUGUUGCUGGAAAAUUAUUUGACAUCGGCUGCAUUGGAUGUCUCAAGGUUAAUUGAGAAAUUACCAUUAACUAUUGUUGAUUCAGUCAUUUUGGCAAAGGAUAACCUGGAUAAUAGAUAUAAGAAAGAUCCAAAAGAACUACGCUUUACUGAUCCUAAUACAACUCAAGUUGUGAUUAUUCCUCCGGUGGAGCGAAAGAAAGUUGCAAAAUAUAAAUACGAGGAAAAGUUUAGAAGGAUAUGUGUCUACCAAGCCCAUACUGAGCAAAGGUCUAUUCUUAGAUCAACACCAUCCAGGGCAUCUAUGGCUGAGUAUGCAAGGUAUCACGGAUAUUCUUACUUCUUGUUUGAUGGCUCAUUUUAUGACUCUAUUCCAAGAUCAUUAUUUACGGACUGGUCUAAGCAGGGUUAUUAUAUGAAACUUUUUUCAGGUCUCAAAUUACUUUUUUGGGAUUUGGAUAAAAUUGGAAAUAUCCUCGGAAAAUUAAUUAAUAAUCCAAGAAACAAUUUAAUUUCCGAAGGGUUCUACUCCAAUUUUUUGGAAAGUGUUGUGCCCAAUCAUUUUAAUGUUGAUUGGGAUAAGGAUCAUGAUGGUAGAAUCGGAAGUACAGGUAGGAUUAACCCACGUGGAUCAUCUGGGAAGGAAGGAAUUCAAAUUGUUCCUUCAAAUGUUAAAGUAGAUAUUUGUGACUACAUUGUGUGGUUUGAUCUAGAUAUCGCAAUUACAAAUAAGUUCUUUUCAAUCGAAAGGAUGUUGGAUUCAAAUACUCCAGAUUUCCACAAUAAGCCACCUGAAAUGUUUAGGAAUAUAUACAAGGAUGUUGGUGAACUCUCCCUAUUUGUCGCAAGAGAUUCUGAUUGGAGGAGCAGAAAUUCUCUGGUUAAUAGUGGUUUCUUGGUCGUUUCUAGGUCAAGAUACUCAUUGCAGUCUUUAUUCCAUACAAUUGCAUUAAAUCCAGUUGGUUCUCAAGAAAUCGUACAUAAUGGUAGAUUUUGGCCUGAGCAAUCCACUUUAACUCAUUCGAUUGUAAAUAUAUUUAACUAUUCUUAUAGUUCUCCCAAUCAGACUUAUCAUUUCCAAAGUACUCCAAUUGAAACUCUUACUGAGAUUAAGAAAACAUUGGUUGGUACUGUUCCAAUUCUAUUUACUGCAUACUCCAAUGAAACAAAUAGAUAUGUACAUUCAAUUACUACUAGUCAAAGGGUUGUUAAUAGUUUUCUUCACAUAAGCCCAAGCGUUUAUGGAGAAGGCCCAUGGUACCCUGGAGAAUUAUUCAUUCAUGCUGCUGGGCAAAAGAGCCCAUUUAGAGAUAAUGUAUUAUCUGGAAUGUUAUACACAAUUAAUACAAUUGGUUUUACUCCUGGUGAAAUAGAAUAUUUUAAGAAUAACUGCUACGUUUCUUUGGACUUUGUUUAUCAAGGCUUAGACAGACUCAUUGAACAACUAACUCAUGAGUUUAUUGAAUUCGAGGAUGCAAAGUCUAAUAAUUUAGAUAGUCAACUAAAUUAUAUUAACAAUGUUGAUUUGACAUUUCACUACAUACAGAAAUUAAUGGCAGUUAAAACUAGAGUUAAUACUCAAAAUAUUUCUUUUUACUUAAACCAAACACAUUAUGAGAAAAUUCAUUUUUUAAGAUGUAAAUAUUCAUUACCUAUGGCUACAAAAUGGUCUGUUGCAGAAGCAUCUGCAUUGGGUGGCGUUUCUGUUUUGGGUAUUACUGCUAUUGUUGUAAUUCUUAAAUUUGCAAAGAUUUAUUCUAGCAAAGGAAUAACAUUGAAAUGA
Cryptosporidium ubiquitum is the source of this 3015-nucleotide messenger RNA. RefSeq lists its product as uncharacterized. The coding region runs from base 1 to 3015 and encodes 1004 amino acids. The transcript has a single exon. NCBI's taxonomy places the organism in Eukaryota, Apicomplexa, Conoidasida, Eucoccidiorida, Cryptosporidiidae. The record is from RefSeq and is a predicted model, not a curated record.